Messenger RNA from Python bivittatus (Burmese python), 1826 nucleotides. RefSeq names its product regulator of G protein signaling 3-like. Lineage: Eukaryota; Metazoa; Chordata; Lepidosauria; Squamata; Pythonidae. The record is from RefSeq and is a predicted model, not a curated record.
GGUGGAUUUGUGGCUAGCUUUGCGUGUUACAGAAACCGAGACACGGUGGUUCGUAAACCACGUGUUGUGCGCACCCAGCCAAUUAUGGUGUAUUCAAUAAACCAUAGUUAAGCCAAUGAUUGGCAGCAUAACACAGCUGGUCUGUUGUGAUCUGCAGGGGCUCCUGAGGAACUGUUCUUGUUCAGCCUUCCUGACAGAAGAACUUUAGCAGUGGCGAGCCUGAGAUGUUGCACAUACCAAGUCCGUCCUCCACUGAACGCUCUGGCAUUCCUCUUUUGCCACCACAGAGACUAAAAGCUCAGUGUUCAAAGGCUGUGGCAGACCAUCUUGCAUCAAGGGCUCAAGGCAAAUGCGUGUGACCUUUCCUUUCUGUUUUGUUUAUUCGCACCAUUUAGGCAAGUGGGAUGUGACACUGUCAGCUACUCCUGUCUCCCACAUAUCUGAUACUCCUGAGUCAGGUGUUACUCAUUUCAGUUGGGAAGUUCGCCUCUACCAUUUGCAUGAAGCCAGUUCCAGUGUCCUACCGUAUUUAUUUUUCCUUCUCUUCCUGAAGGGACCGGAAGAAAGGCAGGAACCCCACCAGCCCUCAGCACCAGCUCAGGACCACCAACUCCCGUAUGCCAAGCUUCCCAAAAGAUGCUGAGUCCCCUCCAGAAGUGUGGCUCCGAAGGUUGCCUCCUAGAUUGUGACUUUCUGCCAUGGCACCGGAGCAACCUUCGAAGGCAGCACCAGAGCUGUGAGGAUCCGGAGCCGAGGGACGACUGUGAAAGGCAGGAGAAACCUCCCACCCCCAGCAUUCGCUUAGAUGACACCGAGGUGGUCAGCUGCCUUCAGCUCCCGCUCCAAGAUCCGGGAGGGGUGUGGCGCUCUCGGAGCGAGGGACGUUUGGAUCAACAAGGGGCACCAUGCCCAGGGGAAACUGAGGAGGGGGACAAAACAGGAAGUGGGUGGAGCUUGCCGUCCCCCAAAUCUUUGAGGAAAGAGCGACACCUGGGAGAGAAAGUGGCAGCAGCAAAGCAACACUUGAGGAAUUUCUUUGGAGGAUCAAAUAAAUCACUAGCCUCCAGUGUGGAAUCAGACUUAGGGUCAGACUGUGACGGCAGGCACCAGAACACGCGGCCAAGGCAAAAACGCGAGCGAAGGAAGAAUAAGAGAAACUUCCUAAGGUUAUGGAGCUCAGGAAAUCAGGACCUCCAAUCACUAAGGCCAACUCCUGAGGAAGCCCAAGAGUGGGCAGAAUCUUUGGAAAAGUUGCUACUACACCCAUACGGUCGGGCGGCCUUUCAUGCUUUCUUGAAAUCGGAAUUCAGUGAAGAGAACCUGGACUUCUGGAUGGCAUGUGAAGAUUAUCGAAAGCUCCGGGGGUGUGACAAACUCCAGGACAGUGCAAAAAAAAUUUAUGACCAAUAUAUCACCAUCCAAGCUCCAAAAGAGGUGAACCUUGAUUCCCAGACCAGAGAUGUCACCAAUCGGAACAUUUUGCUCCCCACCCGGUCUUGCUUUGACCAGGCCCAGAAGAGGAUCUUCGGGCUGAUGGAGAAAGACUCGUAUCCUAGAUUCCUCCGUUCUUUUGUCUAUCAAGAUCUGGCACAGCCCGGUGGACAGCAGCCGAAUGGCCCCUUGUAAACCUGCUGUAUUUGUCCUUCCUCCUCUUUUGAAGCCAGCCUAGCAAAGGAGAAACCCUGGAAAUUGCUUUGCUUUUUAGGAUGUUGACGAGCCAAUGAAGUUUGGGAGAAGUGGACUGCUAUUGUCCUAUUGUGUUGAGAUGGUGAAACUGUCCCGUUCAUAAACAUUAUGGUGGAUAAAAGAGAUAGUGGAAAGCUGGA